AAGUAGAUGAAACUGAUCCCACAAAUAAGAUUACAAGGAUUUCAAGUAGGGGAUCUCGCUGGCUAAGAAACCAUGCAGGCCACCACAACCAAAAGCUUGGCAAAUGUCUGGGUGUUUAGCCCCUUGUUGAAGAUGGGUCAACAGAUGCAGAACCUUUUGUUUUUUAAUUGGAUAAAGUUGGUGUCCAGCAAUUUUUCGGAUACUUGUAUUUGGUCUCGCACGAACUCAUCGGAUUCGCCGAGUGUGCAUAUCCGCUAACUCAAUGCCACGCAAAUUGCAAAGAGGGACAUGAUAACAAAAUAACUAAUAGCUUUGACGGUUGCUAGGAUAUUUUUGACAUACGAAUCAAAUAUUUGUUAUAACGUCAUCUUCCUGAUUAAUUUAAAUAAGGUAGUUGUUCUGCCGUUGCUUGAUUUUGAAUGUUAUGCAGCGAUUUACGUGGAAUGAAUUGGCAGAUAUGCAUUUAACCCUUGGUGAAUCCAGAGGAAAUGCUGUAUUGGCUCGCGCGAUUUAUGCUGAACGUUUUCCCAAUCGAAUGGUCCCAGAGAGAAGAUUUUUUUCUUAAGGUCGAUAGGAGUCUACGUGAGAGAGGAUAAUUACAAGUGAACCCAGGCAUAAGAGUUCGUGCAAGACCUAUUCGUGAUAAUAUUGAGGAGGAAAUACUUCACAAUAUUGAAGAGGAUCCAAAUACAAGUACUCAAAAAAUUGCUGAUCACCUGAGGAUAAGCCAAACGUUGGUUUGGAAAGUUUUGCAUGAUAACCACCUUUAUCCAUUUAAAAAACAAAAGGUUCAGCAUCUUUGCCCCAAGACUAUGCUAAUAGGUUCGCGUUUGCCACUUGGUAUCUUCAACAAGGGGCUGAACAUCCAGACAUUCGCCAAGCUAUUUUGUUUAGUGACGAAUCAACGUUUUGCCGAGAGGUACAUUCCAACCCAAGAAACAAUCAUGUCCGCUUCUCUUUGUUGGUGGAAAUUGUAACAGAGUGUUCCUAAAACAUUUACGUUUAAAGUUUGCAGCUUACUACAAGGUCCAGUGUUUCCUGAAGCCGGGCAGUUCAAGCAGUGAGGUGAUUAGGACAGCAUCAAAUUUAGUUAAGGACUUUACGAAAGAAGAUUUUUUAAUAGUAAUGUUAAAUGGAAUUUGUUCUUCAUCUGAUGUUUUAAAAAAUUUAAUUCAAAAUCAUGUUGAUACAAACACUUUAGUGAUGAAAAGCCCUUAUACUUAUUUAAACCAUAAUGUUAUCUAUAAUAGUAAUAAGGCCCUUUAUCGUACUUUUCAUGAGAAUAAUAUUAAUCUGUGUGGGAUUUUGGAGUCUAAUCACGCCAGUAACUUUGGUUCAGACUUGGCAUCAUUAUUACAUGCACAUAUUUUCAAAUAUUUUAAAAUUAAUAUUUCAUCGAAUAAAUUGUCUUUGAAUCAUCAAAUUAAUGAGUCUGAACUAGUUACUGAUCGUGAAUUGGAUUCUUCUUUUUUAUAGACAUGUCCACGAAAGUUGAGUCUCAUUCAUGUUCAUAUUCUACUAGUAAAAUUGAAAUUAACUCACUUACUUAAGUCUCUUUAAUCUUAAUAUACAAUCCCUAAGAAACAAGAUGGAUGAGCUUCAUCUUUUGCUGGACACAUGUAAUUUUCCUGAUUUUGUACUUCUGACUGAGCACUGGUUGAGGCCUAGUGAAUGUUUUUUAAUAUCUGAUUAUCUUCCUAUAUCAAAUUUUUGUCGUCAACAAUCUAUACAUGGAGGAACCAUGAUCUUGGCUAGGCAAACAAUUGAAACGAUUUUUUGUAAUAUUGAUAAGUAUGAUAAUCUUCUGUUAGAGAAUGUUUUUGAAUUCUCUCUUUCUUUUUGUAAGCGUUUUAAUUUAUAUAUUCUUUGUGUUUAUAGGCCACCUACAGGAGAUAUUGCUAUGUUUCUGGACAAACUUGAUUCUAUUUUAUCCCAGUUGUCCCUACACUCUAAGGUUGUAUUGGCUGGUGACUUUAAUAUCAACUACACUGAUGAAACGUUGCCACGUACUUCUCUUUUAAGUAUUUUAAAUUCUUACGACUUGAAAAUGCACGUUCUUUCUCCCACACGAAUAACUUCUUCAUUUGCAACUACAAUUGACUAUUUCUGUACAAAUUUUGAUGACGUUUUAUGCACAGUACUCCCAUCUGGUAUUUCCGACCAUGAAGCUAUUCUUGCUAAAAUGCCAUAUAAUACUGUAUCAUCUUCAUCUCAUUAUAUGGGAAGAAUUUUCAGCAGGAGAAAUUUCAAUGCUUUUUCUGCUGCUACAGCUUCGGUAAAUUGGAAUGCACUUGAAACGGCUUCUGACCCACUUACUUUAUUUUUUCAAGUUCUGUGUGAUAAGAUCAAUCAGUGCUUUCCUAAAAUGAGGCUUAAAACUAAGAAACGAAAACCAUGGGUUACAAGAGGCCUUAGAAUUUCUGCUAAAAACCUCCGUUUUUUGACUAAAUUGUGCAAAUAUACCACAAAUGAAAAUAUCCUUGUAUAUCAUCAGAAAUACCGUAGUCUGUACAGAAAGACAAUUAAAGCAGCAAAAUCUAAUUAUUAUAGGGAUCGCUUAAAUAUGUCAUCAAAUAGGCAAAGAGAGUGUUGGUCGAUUAUUAAUGAUUUUAGACAUUGCCAUAGAAAAGUAUCGGAACCGGAGUUAAGACCUGACCCUCUGAUGAAAACCCUCAUGCUAAAUUUAACCGUGGCUACCAACAAAAAUUCUCUGUAAAUGUUUGGGCAGGCAUUGUAGGGGAGAACUUGAUUGGUCCGUACAUUUUGCCAAGACGUCUCAUUGCAGGGAAUUAUUUGUGAACUUUUAGAAGAUGUGCCAUUGGAUGUUCGGCAAAUAAUGUGGCUUCAACAUGAUGGUUGUCCGGCACACUAUGGUCGCGUUGUCAGGGAAUAUUUGAACCAAAGAUAUCCUAGACGUUGAAUUGGGAGGGGAGGCCCAGUGGCUUGGCCAGCGCGCUCCCCCGAUUUAAAUCCCUGUGAUCUUUAUUUGUGGGGUCAUUUGGACCAACUCAUUUAUUCUACACCUGUGCCAGAUGAACAUGAUCUUUUGACUCGCAUUGCAGUAGCUGCAGGCGAAAUUAAAGAUAGGGGUGAAGUUAUUCAGAAAAUUCACGACAAUUUAACAUUACGCUGCCGGCUCUGUAUCCAACAAAAUGGCGGCCACUUUGAGCACCUUUUAAAUUAAUUAUUAAUUAUUAUUAUUUAUUAUUUAGUAUUUUUUAACGUUAUCCAAUAAUUUUUUUUCCUUAGUUUUUAUUAAAGUUAUUCAUUUUUAAAUUCUGAUAAAAUGGUGCCUUUUGGGAAAAAGAUGCAGGAUACCUUUUUUUAAAUAAACCAAGGAUUCUUAAAAUUUUUGAUUAUCAGUGGCGUACUAUUUUUUUUUAUUAAACAAUUACUCUAAUGCCUAUCUGAUCUACGCCACUGGUUGAAACUAAAACAUUUACUUUUUACAUUUAAAGCAUCGUUAUUAGGUAGCUUUAUUGAGAAAAUUUGACACUGAUAUCUUAAACAGUAAAAAAACUAAAAAUUAAUUUCUUAAUUUUUUUAAAAACUUUAACCCCCUGUAUUUUGCUUCUGAGGCAUUUCCGACCCAUAGUGUCUUAUAUCAAAAGUUACAUUUGAACGUCCCC
This is a messenger RNA of Anthonomus grandis grandis, 3629 nucleotides long. RefSeq lists its product as uncharacterized. The transcript has 2 exons. The coding region runs from base 1589 to 2716 and encodes 375 amino acids. The record is from RefSeq and is a predicted model, not a curated record. Lineage: Eukaryota; Metazoa; Arthropoda; Insecta; Coleoptera; Curculionidae. Gene Ontology annotation, molecular function: catalytic activity.